Danio rerio (zebrafish) is the source of this 4448-nucleotide messenger RNA. The record is from RefSeq and is a predicted model, not a curated record. NCBI's taxonomy places the organism in Eukaryota, Metazoa, Chordata, Actinopteri, Cypriniformes, Danionidae.
CAGAAUCAUCUCCCACAUCAGAAGAGCAAGAAGCCUCCAGAUCAUGUGCCACAUACCCGUCUUCUGCUGGAUCUCCUCCACUGUGCUUCAGAAGCUCCUGGAAGAAGAUGUGAGUGCAGAAAUCCCUCAAACUCUGACUGAGAUGUACAUCCACUUCCUGCUGAUUCAGAUCAACAUGAGGAAGCAGAAGUAUGAAGAGAGAGAUCCAGAGAAACUCCUGCAGGCCAACAGAGAAGUGAUUGUCAAACUUGCUGAAGUGGCUUUCAGACAGCUGAUGAAGGGCAAUGUGAUGUUCUAUGAGGAGGACCUGAUUGAGAGCGGCAUAGACGUCACUGACGCCUCGGUGUAUUCUGGGAUCUGCACUGAGAUCUUCAAGGAGGAAUCUGUGAUUCAUCAGAGGAAAGUCUACAGCUUCAUCCAUCUCAGCUUUCAGGAGUUUCUGGCUGCUUUCUUUGUGUUUUACUGCUAUUUAACAAAGAACAAAGAGGAGCUGGAGUGGAUUUAUUACAGUGGAUAUUUGUAUAAUCAUCAUCUACAGUUGAUACAGUUGUUACAGUUUAAGAAUGCUCUGUUUAAUCUGCUCAGAUCAGCAGUAGAUAAAGCUGUGGAGAGCAGUACUGGUCAUCUGGAUCUGUUCCUGCGGUUCCUGCUGGGCAUCUCCCUGGAGUCCAAUCAGAGACUCUUCCAGGAUCUGCUGCCACACACAGAGAAGAGCUCAAAGAGCAUCAGGAGGAGCACACAGUACAUUAAAGAGAUGAUCAAGAGAGAUGAUGAUCUCCCAGUUGACAGAUCCAUCAAUCUGUUCCUCUGUCUGCUGGAGGUGAAAGAUCAGACUCUGGCCAGAGAGAUUCAGGAGUUUGUGAAAUCAGACAAACACUCAGAGGAGAAACUCACUCCUGCUCACUGCUCAACAAUCUCCUACAUGAUUGAGAUGUCAGAGGAGCCGCUGGAUGAGUUAGACUCUAAUAAAUUCAACACAUCAGAUGAGGGAAGACGGAGACUGAUACCAGCUGUGAGGAACUGCAGGAGAGCUCUGCUACAGGACUGUAAUCUCACUGUUCAGUGCUGUGAGAGUUUGUCUUCAGUUCUACAAUCCUCAAUCUGUGUGCUGAGAGAGCUGGACCUGAGUAACAAUGACCUGCAGGAUUCAGGAGUGAAGAAGCUCUCUGAUGGACUGAAGAGUUCAGACUGUAAACUGGACACACUGAGAUUGGUCAUGUGUAAUCUCACUGUUCAGUGCUGUGAGAGUUUGUCUUCAGCUCUACAAUCCUCAAACUGUGUGCUGAGAGAGCUGGACCUGAGUAACAAUGACCUGCAGGAUUCAGGAGUGAAGAAGCUCUCUGAUGGACUGAAGAGUCAACACUGUAAACUGAACACACUGAGCUUGGCCAUGUGUAAUCUCACUGUUCAGUCCUGUGAGAGUUUGUCUUCAGCUCUACAAUCUUCAAACUGUGUGCUGAGAGAGCUGGACCUGAGUAACAAUGACCUGCAGGAUUCAGGAGUGAAGAAGCUCUCUGAUGGACUGAAGAGUUCAGACUGUAAGCUGGAGACACUGAGAUUGGUCAUGUGUAAUCUCACUGCUCAGUCCUGUAAGAGUUUGUCUUCAGUUCUACAAUCCUCAAUCUGUGCCCUGAGAGAGCUGGACCUGAGUAACAAUGACCUGCAGGAUUCAGGAGUGAAGAAGCUCUCUGAUGGACUGAUGAGUCCACACUGUAAACUGGACACACUGAGGUUGUCUGGCUGUAUGGUGACAGAGGAAGGCUGUGGUUUUCUGUCUUCAGCUCUGACUUCAAACCCCUCACACCUGAGAGAGCUGGAUCUGAGCUACAAUCAUCCAGGAGAUUCAGGAGUCAAGCUGCUCUCUCAACAACUGGAGGAUCCACACUACACACUGCACACACUCAAUCUGGAUCAUGGAGGAGAGAAGAGGAUUACAGCAGGACUGCACAAAUAUGCUCGUUUCCUCACUCUGGAUCCAAACACAGCACACCCUCAACUCAAACUGUCUGAGGAGAACAGAGAGCUGACAUGUGUGGAAGAGAUUCAGCCGUAUCCUGAUCAUCCAGACAGAUUUGAUCAUCAUCCUCAGGUGUUGAGCAGAGAGAGUGUGUGUGGACGCUGUUACUGGGAGAUUGACUGCAGUGGAGAUAGUAUGGAUAUAGCAGUGGCAUAUAAGAGCAUCAGGAGGAAGGGACGAGGUAAAGAGUGUUGGUUUGGAAAUAAUGCUCAGUCCUGGAGUCUAGUCUUCCUGAAGGGUUUGGGAUUCUUAUUCAGACACAAUCACACACAGACUGAUCUCCCAGUGGAGCAGAUCAGCAGGAGAAUAGGAGUGUUUGUGGAUCACAGUGCAGGAACUCUGAUCUUCUACAACAUCAGUGAAGACACAACCAUCCUCAUCCACUCAGUCCAGACCACAUUCUCUGAGCCGCUCUAUCCUGGGUUCUGGGCUGAGUCUGGAUCAUCAGUCAAACUGUGCUGAAGACUGAUGAGAGAUUUACCCAGAAUCCUCUGCAGGAUCAGUCAGCAGCAGUGAGAUGAUCUGGGCUGUUUCUCAUUAUGCGUUCUUGUCUGUACUUGCGUUUUUGUGUCCUCCUGAAACGUCAUCAACCGUCGCCAAAAUACUGUUCUAAUUUAAAGUUCACAUCUUGCUAAAUAUAGAUGAAAUUCCCGCAUGUGUACUUGCUCCGCCCCUUUGGCUAUAGAUGCAUCGAGAGGUGACCUUGCGAAGCUUGGGUUCCCAGAAUGCAUUGCAGCGUAACCAGCAAACACUAAUAGUGGAGGAGGAAACCCGCACAGUUUUAAAAAUACUCCUUUACUGUGUCACAAAAUAAAGUUUUAACAGUUUUUCACUCAAAUCGGCAGUUUAUUCACAAAGAUAGCGCGUCUUUGGCAAUGUGGCUCAGCUUAUGCGGACUCCGACUCCCAGCCUGCCAGCGGGAGCUCCGUCAUCAGCUCCCCUGCCAUAGCAGCUUUACUCCGGCCAGGCCAUCUCGAAUGUACUGCUGGAUCUCAUCACUCCAUUGUAGUUUAAACAUGAUAUUUAAUUCAUCUUGUGAAUAUCUAACGGACAGUAUUUGGUCUUAUGAAUCUAUUAUUUGUUCUCAAAUGUAUUAUUUUGGCAGUAUUAUUUUGUUACGUUUAAUAAUUGUCUUUAAUUAUGUUACCGUGUUGUAUGCUGUUUGUCUUUGUUUACCAAAUUGUUUGACGUAAUCUUUAUUUCUUACCGUGUAUAUACUUCUAUAAUUACCAUUGCAGUUUCUUAAAUCUAAUAAUCAAAGACACAUGUCCGUGUAUAAUAACUCAGUUUAUUUCACAUUUAUAUGAACAUAUAUAUUUUCUUAAAUCAAAAAUGUAGAUAUAUAAUAUUAAUAUAAUAUUAAUUACAGGGUCGUGCUUUAGGUAAUUCAGUCAUUUUAUUGUUAAUGUAGAGUGAAACUGAUGAAUCCAUGGUGAGGUAAGUGAUGUUAUAAAGUACACUGCUGUUCCAUUUGAAGAAGUACCGACUUGCAUCCCCGGGAGUUGGUUUUUCCAAGUCUUAACUUUGAGAGUAUUGAGAAACAGCCCUGGAGUCUCUUCACUCCCACUGUAAGCUGCUUUGUUCAGUUGAUCAGUAAUGAGAUGAGCUGGAUCUGAUGUCUGAUAUAAACUGUAGGAGUUUGUCUCUGCUUGUCCUGGUGUCUGGCUGUCAAUAAUAUCAGACUUUCAUGUUACUUUCAUAAAUAUGUUACCAUAUACUGUUUAAUAUUAGUACUUUUUUAAAAAAAAGAUUCAAACACUUACGUUUAAUGUAAUUAUUAAUUACUAUCAAUUAUACACCGCCUUAUAAUGCUUUAGUAUUUUCAGUAAUGUUCAUGUGUAUUUCUGCUGUAAUCUUCCAUCUAUAGUGUUAAAGAAGCUGAAUACUGUGCUCUGCAGUUAAUCCAUCAUCACUGUGGUCAUCUGAGUAAUUCUGCUUCAUCUGAGCAUUAUUGUUUUACUGUAUUGAUGUGAAAUUAGCUGUAUGUGUUCCUCCAUCUUCAUCCGUCUUGCUGUGUUUUCUGAUCAUCAGAUAAGCAGAUCAGCUCUGUAGUGAAGUGAGGAGGUGUUCAGUCUGUCAGCUGAAGUCCAGCUCUUCCUGCCCCAUGAGCAGUUUAUAAGAGUCAUUCAUGUGUGUUGGAUCAGAUCAGUCGACUGUUCAAUGUGUAAACGUAUAGUCCAGACUGAGUUUAUCUACUAAAUGUGACUAAUAGUGUGUCAUUUCCCCAGUUCUAGUGGAGCUCUACCAGCUCUGUGCCUCUGAUUCUUCAAUAUGAGAGAAUCAUUCAGUCUGUCAGAGCUUCAGCCUCCACUAAACCACCAUUGAUUUAUUUUACUCCUGAUUAUCAGUGAGUUAUUCUGUUAUUAUCUGCUUUAUUUGUAGCUGUGAAAGAGAAACUGAUUAACAAUAAAGCUCUGCUGAAUAUUCACAU